AUGUUUCUCUUGCCUCGUUAUAAAGAUUUUAAAUUUUUCUUCAGUUUGUUGUCGCGAAUAGGUUUGACGCCGCAUGAUUUACCCUAUCAAGGACUAGCCAACAAACUGCAAAAUCUUACUAAUCUGACAGCUGAAGAAUCAGCUGUGCGUGAUCUAUUCUGUACAGAAAUCAAAACGUUACCGCCUCCUGAACUCAUGGUCGAAAUUCGCAAGAUCAAUUCUCUUAAAGUGGGCGAACAAGUUGUUGGACGAGUAGCGAAUCAAGUGGAAUUCGGAGUCUUUGUCGACAUUGGC
Strongylus vulgaris is the source of this 294-nucleotide messenger RNA. Lineage: Eukaryota; Metazoa; Nematoda; Chromadorea; Rhabditida; Strongylidae. The record is from the annotation of a GenBank genome assembly.